This is a messenger RNA of Polyodon spathula (Mississippi paddlefish), 5131 nucleotides long. Its product is annotated as oxysterol-binding protein-related protein 8-like. Bases 389 to 3139 code for a protein of 916 amino acids. Lineage: Eukaryota; Metazoa; Chordata; Actinopteri; Acipenseriformes; Polyodontidae. The record is from RefSeq and is a predicted model, not a curated record. Gene Ontology annotation, molecular function: cholesterol binding. Gene Ontology annotation, cellular component: cytosol; membrane; intracellular membrane-bounded organelle. The transcript is spliced from 24 exons.
CAAUCUAAUCAACCUUUGAUCAGUGGAGUUUAGGUUUGCAGGAAGGAAGAGGCGAUAGGGAAACAGCUGAUCACAAGUCGGGAAAGAGAAACGCUGAGCACGAUUGCAAAUUGAGCAGCUGAUAAGGAAUGGAGACAUAUGCUUGAAGUUUUAAUAUUAAACCUAGCAUCUUCGAUACCGUCCUCUGGACAGAAAACUUACAGCGCACUGAUGCAGAAAAUGAAACUCGUAUGAUCAUUUGCUUUCAGUAAAGAUUCAGAAACACAUUGCGCCUUGCACAGCACAUUUACAUUAAGGCCGUUUACAUCUGAAGAUUUACCCUUUGAAAGACAUGCAGGUUUCUGAACAGCGCUAACGGUCAGGAAGAAGGAGAGGAAGAGGGAGGGACAUGGAGCCAGCUGCCGAGUCACAAGGGGAACCUGAAAGAACUCUGCAACAUGGAGAGAUCAAAGACCACCUUGCAACAUCAACUGCCUUAAUGACCAGUGAUGAAGCUCAGCCUGUGACUCCUGGAAAGAUGAGCCAACGCCAGGGGAAAGAAGGGCAUCCUAUCCAGACUAAAGAGCUGCUACAGCCCAGCGCACUGAGCCCGGGGGUCAGCUACAGCAUAGGUUUCGAUAGGGGAAAGGAUGACGUUUUACAGCUCAAAGAAGACUCUACCCUUUCCAUGUCUAAAAGCAAGUCUGAAUCAAAGCUCUACAAUGGGUCUGACAAGGAGGUUUCAUCCACAGAGAGCAAACUUACGAAGAAGGAGUCUCUUAAAGUACAGAAGAAGAAUUACAGAGAAGAAAAGAAGAGGGCGACUAAGGAGUUACUCAGCACCAUCACAGACCCCUCGGUGAUUGUCAUGGCAGACUGGCUGAAGAUCCGGGGCACGCUGAAGAGCUGGACGAAGCUGUGGUGUGUGCUGAAGCCGGGUGUGCUGCUAAUCUACAAGACUUUGAAGAACGGACAGUGGGUCGGCACGGUGCUGCUCAAUGCCUGCGAGCUCAUUGAGCGCCCCUCCAAGAAGGACGGCUUCUGCUUCAAGCUGUUCCACCCACUGGAACAGUCCAUCUGGGCCGUCAAGGGUCCGAAAGGGGAAGCGGUAGGAUCCAUCACUCAGCCUUUACCCAGCAGUUACCUGAUCUUCCGGGCUGCUUCCGAGUCAGAUGGCAGGUGCUGGCUGGAUGCUCUGGAGCUGGCACUGAAAUGCUCAAGCCUCCUUAAGCGCACCAUGAUCAGGGAAGGCAAGGAGCUAGAACUGGGAUCCUCAGGAGAGCACUCCCAGGUCAACUUCUACAGCCUGCUGCGAGCCAGCAACCUGCAAGGACCCGACAACUUCUCCUUCAAUGACAAUGAAAUUGAGACGCAGCACUUCAGGGACCACGACCUUUACUCAGACAAGUCGGACCGGGAGAACGAGCAGGACCAUGAGGAGUCGGACAAUGACGGGCUGGAGAAGAGCGAGGAGAGCGACACAGACACCUCGGAGCGGCAGGAUGACUCUUACCUGGAGCCCGAGCCCAUCGAAGUGCUGCGUGAGACCACCUACCUGGAGCAGUCUCGCGAGGAGCUGGGGGAGGCUGGGGAGGCCUCUCAGACAGAGACAGUGUCCGAGGAGAACAAGAGCCUCAUCUGGACGUUACUGAAGCAGGUGCGUCCUGGGAUGGACCUAUCCAAGGUGGUGUUGCCUACGUUCAUCCUGGAGCCUCGCUCCUUCCUGGACAAGCUCUCCGAUUACUACUAUCACGCCAACUUCCUCUCGGAGGCUGCUGUUGAAGAAAAUGCCUACAAUCGACUGAAGAAGGUUGUGAAAUGGUACCUUUCAGGAUUUUACAAAAAGCCACAGGGACUGAAGAAACCUUACAAUCCAAUUCUUGGUGAAACAUUCAGGUGUUUGUGGAUCCAUCCCCAGACAAACAGCAAGACGUUUUACAUUUCUGAACAGGUGUCCCAUCAUCCGCCAGUGUCUGCCUUCUAUGUAAGUAAUAGAAAAGAUGGGUUUUGCCUCAGUGGUAGCAUCCUGGCCAAAUCAAAGUUUUACGGCAACUCAUUAUCUGCCAUACUGGACGGAGAAGCCAGACUGACUUUCCUGAACAGGGGGGAGGAUUAUGUGAUGAAUAUGCCUUAUGCUCAUUGCAAAGGAAUUCUUUAUGGUACAUUGACUCUGGAGCUUGGAGGGCAGAUAAACAUCAUGUGUGAGAAAACGGGAUACAGCGCUUUGCUUGAAUUCAAACUGAAGCCGUUUUUAGGCAACAACGACAGUGUUAACCAAAUAUCUGGAAAAAUCAAACUUGGCAAGGAAGUACUGGCUACUUUGGAGGGCCACUGGGACAGUGAGGUCAUUAUCCAUGAUAAGAAGACCGGAAUCUCCGACACGUUCUGGAAUCCGACUCCUGAGCUGAGGCAGAGCCGGCUGAUGAGGUGCACCGUGGUGACCGAGGAGCAAGAGGACUGGGAAUCGGAAAAAUUGUGGCAGCACGUUACCCAAGCCAUCCAUAACAAAGACCAGGUGGAAGCCACCAACGAGAAGUACAUCCUGGAGGAAGCACAGAGGAAGGCGACCCGGGAAAGGAAAGCCAAGUGCGAGGAGUGGAAAUGCAGGCUGUUUGAGCAGGACCCCAUCACUGGAGAGUGGCAGUAUAGAUAUGCAGAUACCCGACCUUGGGAUCCUCUGAAUGAUAUGGUACAGUUUGAGAAAGAGGGUUGGAUCCAGACAAAAGUCAGGCACCGCACACCUAUGGUACGUUCUGGGAGUGUAAUUAGUCUCAGUAACCAGGGGGCAAGGCGGGACAAUUGCAAAUGUCAGGUCACUGUUCCUAAAAGAAAGCACAAGCAAACUGAUAAGCCGGAAAGUGUGGAGAGUGGCGGCUCCUCCCCCGAACCUGAUCAACGUGACUCUUCAGGCAAUGAAAGACACAAAAUAAAGCACAGCUCAAGGUUAAGAAAAAAAGGUGCCGACUUCAAUGACCUUCAAAGUGCCAUUGACUCUAUUAAACACACCCAAGAGGAAAUUAACAGAAGCAUCACUGCUCUCCGAAGUCGUGCCCUGGCAGGCCAGCCUCCACCAGAGAGCAAUUUCCUGCAGCAGAGGGAUUACAUCAUCAUCUUCCUUCUCAUCUUCGUCCAGAUCUUCAUGAACUUCCUGUUCAAGUAGUCAGGCUGCUCCAAACCCGAGCUGGAGAACGAGGAGGAACAGAUGCUGAAGGAGAACCAGACAGAUUUGUGUCUGUGGCAGUGCUGCCCUUUCCACUAACAGCUCCUGAAUGAAGCCAAUAAGAAUUCUGUAAAUUAGUACAGGGAACCAAAAUGGAGGGUUAAAAAAACAAUUGGGUAGAGAUUUUAUAAUUCCUUACAAUUUAAAAAAAAAAAAUAUUAUUUAUAGGUCAUGUACAAUUUGCUGUGAAGACAGGCAAAUACAAUAAUUUAAUUUGGAUCCUUUAGUUUACUACUGACAUAUCUCUAAGAUCCUGUGUGGGGGAAAAUUAAUUAAAAGUACACCACCUGGCCACUUACAGAUUGUUGAGUAAAACAUGUAAGAAACAAAGUCAACUGGACAAACAUUUCAGCUAACGCCUUCAGUAAAGAAACACAGUGUUCUGGAUCUCACCAGAUUCCAGUGUACUAGGACUGAACAGUGCUGCAGAAAGCUGACCAAGAACCGUGAAGUCAUGUGCCUAAUGUGAUGGGGCUUGAUAAAGUGGCUUCAAUACACAGCAGAACCUCAGAGUUAGGAUGCCCACACUUACAAACUGGCCAGUCAACCCCAAACUACUUGAGAUCAGACACAUGGCUCCUGGCUGCUGUAAAAGACAUAAAGAUCAGAAAGUUAAACACAGGCCUCCUGGUUUACUUUUUUGUUGUUAUUCCUCAAAUUAAAUCUGUAGGCCUUGCACAUAUAUUAAAUCAUUGGAAAUGUAAAGUUACAGACACUUCAGACGCAUAAACAACCUCUAUUCCUGACACGGCGGUUCUACUGUAGUCUGGAAAACAAGACCAUUUACAGCAGCGCAAUAAGGAACUUGGGAGUUAAGCACAUGGUUUUUAAACCACUUGGUCAUUAGCUCUCUAGAUCUGCUUAUUUUCCCUAACAUGUAUUUUGAAUGUCAAAAUAAUCCUUUUAGGAUCAGUUUGGUAUACCGUUUCAAAACAAAAAGGAAACCAAUCUGAAAAGAGAACUUUUUGAAUCCGUUCUUAGGUAAUACUGGGUGUUUCUGUAACACAGAUAAGUAGAAAUGUAUGGAAAUGCAGGCCUGCAGGACAACAAAUUGUUUCUAAUGUAGUAGCUACUAGAAAGCACCCCUUGCAAUGUACAUAACUUAUAACUUAUAGACGCAUAACUUUAGACUCAUAAACAAAACUAAAUAGUGCAAGCUCAUAGAAAAUGCCAAAUGCCACUUGUAAGAGGGACAUGGAGCGCUGGUACAGUGAUUGUAAAUACACUGUGUUACUGUGCGUAAACUUUUUAACAAAGAAAUAUUUCUAUUGGUCCAUAAACACAUCUCUUGGAGCACUGAAUCGGUGAAGAUCACCUUGUUGCUCAUUGCUUUUGUCAUUUUGAAGUUUUCUGCAUAUCAUUUCUUGUUGCUGAAAGUGAGAAUUCAGAAUUCUGUAAUGAACUAUUGCUGAUCAGUGCCUUUAGGAUGGAUCUGACUGGGAGAGGGGUGAAUACAUUCUGUCAUGUGGUUGUGCCAUAAAAAGCCUUUGAGAAAUCUCUGAACAUGACCGUGACUGUGCGUUUCUGUUUCACUUGCAGAAUUUCUCAUCAUUUAUUCCUGCCACUGCAGCCUAAUUUUCUACGUUUUAUUAGUUUACUGUCAUUGUUAACUGAAAAGGCACCUUCAAAGAGAGGCAAUUGUCUGUUUUAUUUCCAUAAUCUAUAACAUUUUUUCGUUAUACAAUUUUCGUUUUGUAACUGUCUGUUUUCCACAUGAAUGUCGUUUAUAGAAUAUAAUUUGAAACUAUCAGUAUUUUUAUUUUUUUUUUAAAUAGAGAUUCUGUUUAACAAUGUGGAACCAGUCAAUGUGUGUAACUGUCAAGCCUGCGUAUGUCCUCACAUUACUAUUUAUUUGUAAAACACUUCUGUAAGCUUUUAUCAUCUACUGUAUCAUAUCUUAACAUAUCACCAAAAUAAAUCUUUUCAUUGGCA